AACCAUUUAUUAAACCUGUCAAGUUUAUCCACUGCUUGCAUAACACACCAAAUAUUAUCAAUAAAAUAUUGCUGCUAUUUUUUUUAUUAUAAAUGUAAAUCAAGAAUAUCAAGCAAGCAAUAGCAUGUAUAUAUAUAUAUAUAUAUAUAUGCGCUCCCUCCUAGAAGGCCACAUAGUAUGUUGGGUUUUCAGAACUCGGGGAUCUUUUUCGUGUUCUUGUUCCUGCGAUAUUUCAGAACUCGGGGUUUUCAGACUUAAUCCAAAAGGGUGAAGAAGAAACCCAAAUACUUCAAGAUAUGAGUGCGAAGAAAGUGGAUGGUAACGAAGCUUGGUGCAGUAACUUGACGAUCGUGGAAGGAGGUAAUAACAAUGAAAUAUGUGACUCAGUAUCCAUUGAAUCCUCCUUUGAAGGAAAUUCAGAAAACUCCAAUUCUUCAAUAUCUUCAUCAGACUUGGUUGAGGAUGCAUCAUUUUCUGCAACAUCAUCAUCAUCAUCUUUAUCAUCCAAUGGGCCUCUAUAUGAAUUAUCCGAGCUCAUGGCUCAAUUACCUAUCAGGAGAGGACUUUCUAAACAUUAUCAAGGGAAGUCUCAAUCUUUCACAUCUCUAGCAAGCGUGAGGAGCAUAGAAGACCUUCCAAAGAAAGUGAUUCCUUUAUAUAAUAGAACGAAACUGAAAUCAUGCAAGAGCUAUGGAUGGGGACUAGAUGGUCACCAUAACAAGUCAUAUAGCCCUAAGGCUACGAUAUCAAAGAAGGGUUCUUCCGCCCGCGGUUGUUUUGCGUCUUCUCUAGGUAAGAGAAGUACUAGCACUACUCUAGUGAUUAGUGAAUGAUUAAUGUAAACCCAGCUAGAACUAGCUCGCCAAGAACCUUCUGAUGUGCGUAAUCAGCUGAAAUUACUGCACGUACGAUGGUUCAUUCUGCAGAGCAGCAAGAAGAUGGUUUUUGAAUGUAUAGCUGCUUUUAGAUUUAAUUAAGAAACCAUUGAUCAACUUACCAUUUAUUAGGAUUCUUUAACAAAGAAAAGGAAGUAUGGCUUUGUGAAACAUGAAUAUAAUGGAAAAUUAAAAUUGAAGCAAUUCUUUAAUUUUCAGCUCAAAUAACUUCAACGUUCAAACCACCGCCUGAACGCAUAAUGAACCCGGUAGCCGCUUUUAUAGGUGGUGUUGAUUAAUGACAUUUUCAUUCACCAUAAAGCAGCAAAUUGUUAAAUUUUUUAAGCUUUUGAAUGAAUCAAAAAGAUAAGACUAGUCAAAUGGAAUUCAUCUUCGGACCAGAAAUUGAGAACCGUACGUAGUUGGAGUGGAAAACAUAAUAAAUUCACAAAAAGUUGGCCUGGAGGCAUAGGAAAUCAUAAUUAUCAACAUAAAAUAUAAAUUCACAAAGACUUGCCCCGGCAUGAGGGACAAGUAGUAUUUCCAU
This is a messenger RNA of Durio zibethinus, 1422 nucleotides long. RefSeq names its product protein OXIDATIVE STRESS 3-like. Lineage: Eukaryota; Viridiplantae; Streptophyta; Magnoliopsida; Malvales; Malvaceae. The record is from RefSeq and is a predicted model, not a curated record.